Parastagonospora nodorum SN15 is the source of this 1215-nucleotide messenger RNA. RefSeq lists its product as hypothetical. The record is from RefSeq and is a predicted model, not a curated record. The transcript is spliced from 3 exons. The coding region runs from base 1 to 1215 and encodes 404 amino acids. Lineage: Eukaryota; Fungi; Ascomycota; Dothideomycetes; Pleosporales; Phaeosphaeriaceae.
AUGUGGCUCAGCCUCCAGAUACACGUAGUCCUUGUCCCCGAGGAUUCGUUCGAAUACUUGAAAGAUAAAAGCUUGAGGGACAUCCUGAAUACAACGUUGGGAUUCGAGAAGAUCUUUGUACUCAACCUACCAUUCCGGACGGACCGUCGCGAUGCCAUGGUCCUUUCGGCCGCGAUUUCGAACAUCAAAGUCGACUUCGUAGACGGAGUGACUGGAGAGAGCAUCAAGCAGAGCGCUUACCCACCACCAGAAGAGAACCUCAAGCUUCUUCCAGGCAUUCGAGCCUUCAUACUCGAGGAUGAUGUCGAUUGGGACAUCCGCGUACGCCAGAACCUCCAGCGCUUCGCUCUGGCAUCCCGUGUCUUAUCAUCAAGCCAGAAUGUAAUCACCACAUCCUCAAACCUUCAAAGUCGUGUGGAGUACCGAGCGAAUACUGAGACAGAAGAAUCGGCCUUCCAGAUCAUCGAUACUAAGAACCUUCCGAAAAGACUCCCUUCGAUACCGCUGUCGUCGGUGUAUAAAGAGUCGAAGCUCAGCCAACAGUAUAGCAGUUCAGGCAGUACAUCACCAUAUGGUGACCCAUCGACAUGGGAUAUUCUCUGGAUCGGACACUGCGGUGCUGGCUUCCCUCGGAAUCCCCACGUACAGUCGAAUUCAGCUAAACAUCACACUCCAAUCUCUUCCUCGAACCUCAUCUUGACUCAGCCAAAUGAUCCCACCGUGCCCAUGGGCAGACAUCUCAAAGCCCACCCUUUCCAAGGCGGCCCAGACGCGCUCGCAACCGCCUAUCCACCCCACACGCGCAUCUACCACAGAUCAACCGGCGGCGAACUAUGCACCGUAGGCUACGCCGUAUCCCAGCGCGGCGCCCGGCGUCUCCUGCACCAGUUCGCCGUCAAAGGGUGGAACGGCAUCUUCGACGCUGAAAUGGGGCGCUGGUGCGCGGGCGAGGACCCAGACAUGGGCAAAAACUUCCCCAAGCCUGUACCCGGAGAGGCGAAGAAGGAGAGGGUGUGCAUAACUUCCCAGCCACCCAUCUUUGCGCAUCACCAUCCGAUGCAGGGCGAGAGUGAUAUUGGAGGCUUGGGCGGCGGGUAUGCAAGGAAGUAUGAGACGAAGUAUCUGAGGUAUAGUGUGAGGAUGAAUUUGGAGGAGUUGGUGCAGGGGAAGGGGGAGAGGGAGUUGGUGGAUCAAUGGCCGGAUGAGGAGGAAUGA